AUGGUCUCGCCAACAAGCAUAAAAGAGCACCAUGAAUCCUCGCCUCUACUCUCUCGCUCCUCAUCCAACUACUCCUCUGGCUAUCUCUCCCUGCCUCUCAAUCCCUCCCACCUUACCCUAGCCUCACACGAGUCAGUCGAUCUCGAAGCCAUGUCCAAGACCCAGACGCGCAGCAAGCCCAUCGUCCUGCUCGGCAGUGCCGGUCUGGCGCUGCUGCUCAUCUGCCUUUGCGCCUUCAGCACCAAUGCUGACGCCGCCUCGGUCGCCAGGUCGCUCAUCGGCCUCGAGCAGAACGCCGGCCGCCUCGAGCCCCGCGCCACCACCUCCAACUACUCCUACCAGCGCAUGAUCGCCAACAUCGGCGGCGCCUCCUCCACCGCUGGCGGCAACCAGGUGCCCGGCGUCCAGUCGGGCGCCGUCAUCGCCUCGCCCUCCACUGCAGGCCCCAACUACUUUUACUCGUGGGUGCGCGACGCCGCGCUCACCAUGAAGGUCGUCAUCUCGCAGGGCACGCUCGACCGCACGCUCGUGCAGAACUACGCCAACGCCGAGAAGGUGCACCAGCAGAACGCCGCCAGCUCGAGCUCCGGCCAGGGUGAACCGAAGUUCAACCCGGAUGGAUCGCUCUUCACGGGUCCCUGGGGUCGUCCGCAGAACGACAGCCCUGCGCUGCGCGCCUCGGCGCUGAUCGCCUUUGCCAAGCGCAUCGGCCUCACCGACCCCUUUGUCACCGGCACGCUGUACAAGUCGGACCUGAGCGCCGGCAGCGUGAUCAAGACCGACCUCGAGUGGGUGUCGCACCACUGGCAAGACAGCAGCUUCGACCUGUGGGAGGAGGUGCAGGGUGCGCACUUCUUCACGCUCGCCGUGCAGCGCCGUGCGCUCGUCGACGGUGCCAAGUUCGCCACCUCGAUGAGCGACCCUGGUGCGGCCACCUACUACAACCAGCAGGCUGCGGCGGUCAAGACCAAGCUGCAGACCUUCUGGGACUCGGGCAACGGCUACAUCCAGGCGUACCAGGGCGUCAGCGGCCGCUCGGGUCUCGACUGCUCCGUCAUGCUCGGCGCGCUCAAGGGCUGGGACACCACCAACGCCACCGCCGCCGUCGACGCCACCGAGUUCGGCCCCGCCUCGGACAAGGUGCUUGCCACGCACAAGAAGUACGUCGACUCGUUCCGUUCGCUCUACGCCAUCAACAACAACGCCGCUGCGCCCAACGCCGUUGCCACCGGUCGCUACCAGGAGGAUGUCUACGACGGCAAUGGCACGUCGCAGGGCAACCCUUGGUUCAUCUGCACCCUCGCUGCUGCCGAGGUGCUCAACACCGCCGUCUCGGUUGCCAAUGCUCGCGGCAGCCUUGCGGUUACCUCGACCUCGCUGCCUUUCUACAGGCAGUUCUCGUCGUCGGCGGCUGCAGGCACGUACGCCUCGGGCUCGAGCCAGUUCACCACGCUCACCUCGGGCAUGAAGGCCAUGGCCAACGGCUUUGUCAACAUCGUCCAGUCGCACACCCAGUCCAACGGCUCCAUGAACGAGGAGUUCAAUCGCAACACGGGCUUCAACCAGGGCGCCCGCGACCUCACCUGGUCCUACGCCGCCUUUGUCUCCAACGACCUCGCCUCGCAGGGCAAGUACCUCGUUGUCUAA
This is a messenger RNA of Moesziomyces antarcticus, 1647 nucleotides long. RefSeq names its product glucoamylase. The coding region runs from base 1 to 1647 and encodes 548 amino acids. The transcript has a single exon. Gene Ontology annotation, molecular function: glucan 1,4-alpha-glucosidase activity. The record is from RefSeq and is a predicted model, not a curated record. Gene Ontology annotation, biological process: polysaccharide metabolic process. Gene Ontology annotation, cellular component: fungal-type vacuole. Lineage: Eukaryota; Fungi; Basidiomycota; Ustilaginomycetes; Ustilaginales; Ustilaginaceae.